AUGGCGUGGUCAUCCAGGGCUAGGGUGAAAUUGUUGUUCUUUGCCAAGAGUCGUGAGCUGUGUGGAUGCAAAGAAGACCACAUCACUGUUCAGUCUCCUACCUCAUUCAGAAAUCUUCUGAAUACAUUGACAAACAAGUACAACAGUUUGUCGACCAUAUCAGGAAAUUUAAUUUUGGCUUUGAACCAAGAAUACCUGGAAAGGGACAGUGAAAACAUCAACCUGAAUGCUGGAGACGAAAUAGCUGUCAUUCCUCCAAUCAGUGGUGGGUAGAAAAU
Molecule: messenger RNA, 278 nt
Organism: Liolophura sinensis
Lineage: Eukaryota; Metazoa; Mollusca; Polyplacophora; Chitonida; Chitonidae
Product: molybdopterin synthase sulfur carrier subunit-like
Exons: 3
Coding region: 1-273 (90 amino acids)
Biological process (GO): Mo-molybdopterin cofactor biosynthetic process
Cellular component (GO): molybdopterin adenylyltransferase complex; cytosol
Source: RefSeq, a predicted model, not a curated record